AUGUCUGAUCUAUUUUCAGUGGUUUCCCCUCCUUAUACAAUGUACAUGGGGGAGGAUAAACAUGAAAAUGAAGAAUUGAUUCGAUGGGGAUUUCCUGAAGAUGUUUGGUUCCAUGUUGACAAAGUAUCCUCUGCUCACGUUUACCUACGAUUACAUCUAAAUGAAACUUUAGAUGAUGUUCCCCAGUCAGUGAUAGAUGACUGUGCACAACUUGUCAAAGCUAACAGCAUCUCAGGUAACAAAAUGAAUAAUAUAGAUGUUGUGUAUACUAUGUGGGCAAAUCUCAAGAAAACUCAGGGAAUGGAUGUUGGACAAGUAGGAUUCUUCAAAGACAAAGAGGUCAGAAAAGUGAAAGUAGAAAAAAGAAUAAAUGAAAUAGUGAACAGGUUAAACAAGACUAAAACGGAGGAUCAUCCAGAUUUCCGCCAGUUGAGGGAAGACCGUGACAGAGAAGAAAGAGAGGACCAGAAAAAGAAGAUGGCAGAUCAGAGGAAAAGGGAGAAGGAGGCAGAAGACCAGAAAAAGAGAGAAGCUGAAACAAGAUCGUAUGCAAACUUAAUGAAAGCAGAAAAUAUGACAUCAAAUAGAGAUGAUGGCAAUGAUUCGGAUGAUUUUAUCGAUUCCGCCAUAUUGAAUGCCUUCCUCGAGCCGAAAUACCGUGAUCCGGAAGAAUCUGGUGUCUUUGCUGACGCGGGGAGACUGGCAACUGUUGCCGUAGGAAUAAACGCCAUAGCCACCGUAGCUGUUGACGACUGUUACCCACCAACACUUUUCACAAAUGCUCAGAUGGCUACACAGACAUUUGUAACGGACUUGCAGGCAAUGAAUCCGACUGUAGUUCAGGUGCAGGGUACCUCUAAGUCUUCAUCUACCUCUCAGUCCCAGAAUGGACAAACUCAGAAGACCACCAUCAUACAGCCCUCACAGACACACUCUGGCCAACAGUUCAUAGUUACAAUUCCAGAUCAGCUGGGGGACCAGGCACAGAACGCAGAAACUGUUACUAUUCAACAAGGAGGACAAGCGGUUUACCCUACUCAUGUACAGUACGUAGAUGGCUCUGAUCCUGGUAUCUACGCAAAUGGGCAAAUGCAAGGUACAUACCAGAAUGAAUACGGACAGACAAUGUAUACACCAGUGUCAAGCACUUACUAUCAGAGCACUGGGCAGCAGUUGGGGACAGUGCAAACAGUUCAAGGACAGAUUUUGCAGCACCAAGGGGGUACCUAUCUAAUUCAAGGAGGCACCAUGGAUGGGGAAGGUACCCCCCUCACCCACACAACUAGGGCCUCUCCCGCUACAGUCCAGUGGUUGAUAGACAAUUAUGAGACAGCUGAAGGUGUGAGUCUUCCCAGGAGCACCCUGUACAAUCACUAUCUAAGACACUGCCAGGAACAGAACCUGGACCCAAUGAAUCCUGCUUCCUUUGGAAAACUUAUUAGAUCUGUGUUCUUGGGACUCCGAACUAGACGCUUGGGUACCAGAGGAAACUCAAAGUACCACUACUAUGGAAUUAGAAUAAAGGCAAAUUCUCCUUUAAAUCAAUUUACAGACAAUGAAACAAUGGCAAUCCGACAACAACCAAUGUACCAUGGCAAAGGGAAAGGAGAGACAGACUCUGACAGUAAUCAUGGCUCUCAUGGCCCCCACGAUCCUGCCAAGGCUCAGCAAGAACAACAUCAGCAGUUCCUAGGGGAUGCCUCUGCUGCUCUCCCUAACUUUGGUGAUAUUGACACAUCUGUGCCUUUCCCUGAAGGAAUUACGAUAGACCAUAUCAAAUCAUUUGAGAAAAUGUAUCGAGAACAUGCAGAAGCUAUUGUUGAUGUGGUCGUCAAUCUACAGUUUUCUCUUAUUGAGGCGCUUUGGCAGGGCUUUUGGAGAAAUCAGCCACCUGAUCAGUUGACGGCUGAUAAUGAUUAUGAGAAGCGGUUACCAAAAGAGAAAUUGUAUAUGGUCAGCUCCUAUGAGCCUCUACAGCAAUGGGUCAGAAAAGCAGAUUACACAUUUUAUCAAGCACUAGUAGAAGUUCUGAUUCCAGAUGUUUUACGACCUAUACCUAGUUCACUUACACAAGCCAUAAGAAAUUUUGCCAAAAGUUUAGAAAAUUGGUUGAAAGGUGCCAUGACAGGAGUCCCAGAAGAAAUGGUGAAAACAAAGGUGAGUGCAGUCAGUGCCUUUGCCCAGACCCUGCGCCGGUACACCUCACUCAAUCACUUAGCUCAGGCAGCAAGGGCAGUUCUUCAGAACACCUCGCAGAUCAACCAGAUGUUGACUGAUCUCAACAGAGUGGACUUCGCCAAUGUUCAAGAGCAGGCGUCUUGGGUAUGUCAGUGUGAUGAUGCUGUGGUACAGCAGUUACAGGACGACUUCAAGAAGACUCUAGAGCUUCAGAACUCACUGGAGCAGUGGGCCGUAUGGUUGGAGGGGGUGGUCAAUCAGGUCCUCAAACCCCACGAAGGGAGCGACAACUUCCCCAAAGCAGCCAGGCAGUUCCUACUGAAAUGGUCAUUUUACAGUUCAAUGGUGAUCCGAGAUUUGACUUUACGAAGUGCAGCUAGUUUUGGUUCGUUUCACCUGAUCCGUCUCCUGUAUGACGAGUACAUGUUCUACCUGGUGGAGCAUAAAGUGGCUGCUGCUACAGGGGAGACUCCGAUAGCCGUAAUGGGGGAGUUUAUUGACAUAAGCAGUGCCGUGCUGAUGAGUAACUUGGAGGCUGAAACAAAGCCGGUAAUGAUCAGUAAGGGGGCCACGGGUGGCGCCCCAACCUCUGCUCAAACAUUGCUGAACAAAAGUGAUCCCAACACCACCACACUGAUGGUACUAUCCAGUACUGGGAACACCAAUGUGAAUGGGAACGUUAUCGUGACCGCGGCUCCUGGUUCAAACCCCGCCACUGUCACAGUCAGGGCAGCUAAUGCAGGGACAGCUCUCCCAGGAACCAAAACCAUUGUGGUGAUGCCAGUGUCUAAUGCUGUAGGCUCAGGGGAUGCACAAAAUGCCAAGAGAUUAAAAGUGGAAUAAUGUGGUAGCACAUUGGCCAGACAAAUGAAAGCAUGUAUGAACAAAACUUUGCUAUGUUAUAUGAUGAAUAUUUACCCAGUAAUUCCAUCCUAUUUUGUAAUUUGUACAAAUAUUUUGAUGUACAUGUAUGAAGAGUUAACUUAAGAUGUCAAAUUUGUAUUGUGAAGAUAAUAAGGGGUGUUAUUGGUUUAUGCAAAAAAAUACAUCGUUUUUGUGCCUGGAAUGUGACAUAGCUGGUAAUGCUGGUUAGAGUUUGAUAAAUAACACUUUCAAUGGGAUAAUUGUGUUGUUUAUGCAAAAAUAAAAGUGGUGAAGGAACAUGGAAGGACAAGGAUAAAUAAAUCCAGAAAAUGGCAGUGACACACUUGUGAUAAAAUGUUUAGGAUGUUUUUAUGGAGAACUUGUAUGUAUUUUAUUACUUUUUUCAUGACAGUUACAUUGACUUGUGCUGCAAUUGCAUGACAACAUAAAGUAUGUUUAUUUCCAUGAGUUCAUUGUUUGAAAUUUGGUUCAAAUUCAUUGUUUGUAAUUGCUUGCUGUUUCAACUUUAUUAAGAAUAGUUGGUCUUUUUUCACACUUUUUGCAUGUUUGCUCAUUUUGAAAUGUUGAAAUUCAGUAUUACUUCCCCUUCCUUAAUCGUUUGUUUUCUAAUAUGAUAGUUUUUUAAAAGCAAUCACAUUUUCUAGAAAGCAGAGAAGUACAAUAUCGAAAUGCAUACAGGUCUUUUUUUUUUUUUGUUGGCUGAAUACAUGUAUUUAGUUUUAGAAACUAGUCAUAUUUAUUCUUUUAAGAGUAGGGUUAUCAAAUUGCUUGAUUUGUCUUUGCCAUGUCUAUUAUUAUUUGCGUAAUUAAGAUAAUUUGUAAUUCUUAGUUAUCAAUCUAGGCAAUUUAAGUUUAGCUGCUUCAAUAGAUAUAUAGAGUAGGAUUGCAGAAAUGACAUAAUUUUCUAUUCCCCUGUCAGUGUUUGAUUGACAAUCUGUGCCUUAGACCAAAUAACGCAGGACAAUGUUUAUACAGAGUUGUAAGGAAUCUGUUAUAGCUAAAGAUUUACAUUAGAAUUGUUUACAAGGCAGGUAGAUUUUUUGUCUGGUAGUGCUUAUUUAAUAAUUUGCAGUUAUUUAAUUUAUUUAUUGUACAAACUGGAAAGGCUUUUGUGUUCAAUGAGACUGCUUCUCUAGUACUGCUGUUGCAUUUUUCCGAAUGUGACACAUUCAGAUUAAAAAAAAGUUAUUUUUGUGAUUGGAAACCUUGAUUACAAAGUUAAGAAAAUGAAUAAAGCAAUGUGUUAAAUUAUA
Magallana angulata is the source of this 4316-nucleotide messenger RNA. RefSeq names its product DNA-binding protein RFX2-like. Gene Ontology annotation, molecular function: RNA polymerase II cis-regulatory region sequence-specific DNA binding; DNA-binding transcription factor activity, RNA polymerase II-specific. The transcript is spliced from 24 exons. Gene Ontology annotation, biological process: regulation of transcription by RNA polymerase II. The record is from RefSeq and is a predicted model, not a curated record. Lineage: Eukaryota; Metazoa; Mollusca; Bivalvia; Ostreida; Ostreidae. The coding region runs from base 1 to 3021 and encodes 1006 amino acids.